AAAUACGAGCAAGGAUUCAUCACAGACCCCGUGGUGCUGAGCCCCAAUGACCGAGUGCGAGAUGUGUUUGAAGCAAAAGCUCGUCACGGAUUCUGUGGGAUUCCCAUCACGGACAACGGGAAGAUGGGGGGCAAGCUGGUUGGGAUCAUUUCAUCUCGAGAUAUUGAUUUCCUGAAAGAGUCAGAGCAUGACUUGCCUCUUGGUGAGAUUAUGACAAAGCGAGAGGAUCUUGUUGUGGCCCCGGCUGGCGUCAUGUUAAAAGAAGCGAAUGAAAUUCUGCAAAGGAGUAAAAAAGGCAAGCUGCCAAUCGUUAAUGAAGAUGAUGAGCUGGUGGCUAUAAUUGCCCGCACGGAUCUCAAGAAGAACAGGGACUAUCCUCUGGCUUCUAAGGAUUCCAAGAAGCAGCUGCUCUGUGGUGCUGCUAUUGGCACCCACGAAGAUGACAAGUACCGGCUGGACCUCCUGGUGCAGGCUGGCGUGGAUGUGGUCGUGCUGGAUUCCUCUCAGGGGAACUCCAUCUUCCAGAUCAAUAUGAUAAAAUAUAUUAAGGAGAAAUAUCCCAACCUACAAGUUAUUGGAGGAAACGUUGUGACCGCUGCUCAGGCCAAGAACCUCAUUGACGCAGGAGUCGAUGCCCUGAGAGUCGGGAUGGGCAGUGGCUCCAUCUGCAUCACGCAGGAAGUGCUGGCAUGCGGCCGUCCCCAGGCCACGGCGGUGUACAAGGUGUCCGAAUAUGCCCGGAGAUUUGGCGUCCCCGUGAUUGCGGAUGGAGGGAUCCAGACAGUCGGGCACAUUGCAAAGGCCCUCGCGCUCGGGGCCUCCACGGUGAUGAUGGGCUCUCUCCUGGCUGCCACCACGGAGGCCCCAGGUGAAUACUUCUUCUCGGAUGGCAUUAGGCUGAAGAAAUACCGUGGCAUGGGCUCACUAGAUGCCAUGGACAAGAACCUGGGCAGCCAGAACCGGUAUUUCAGUGAGACAGACAAAAUCAAAGUGGCCCAGGGGGUCUCUGGCGCAGUGCAGGACAAGUCCUGCCAGGAUAUUGGUGCCAAGAGCCUGACCCAAGUCCGAGCCAUGAUGUACUCGGGAGAGCUGAAGUUUGAGAAGAGGACGACGUCUGCGCAGGUGGAAGGAGGGGUGCACGGCCUCCACUCGUACGAGAAGCGCCUCUUCUGAAGGAGGGCUGUCUGCAUCUGUCACCGUGCCACCCUGCCCUGCGCCACCCUGUGCGGGAGCUGCUCUCGCCACAGAAGUGCCGUUACUCUGUAGGCUGCCUGGAGCUCCCUGCGUCCCUUGGCUGUGUCACCACCACCUGCAAGGGCCACCACCCACUGCCCAAGAGCAGCAAUCCCGAGCUGGCGGCUGGAGCCUUGCACGCGUUGGCCAUGUUUUACAAUAAAAGAGGAAAACGUGCAAUUGGUAUCA
Molecule: messenger RNA, 1422 nt
Organism: Pterocles gutturalis (yellow-throated sandgrouse)
Lineage: Eukaryota; Metazoa; Chordata; Aves; Pterocliformes; Pteroclidae
Gene: IMPDH2
Product: IMP (inosine 5'-monophosphate) dehydrogenase 2
Exons: 11
Biological process (GO): GTP biosynthetic process
Cellular component (GO): cytoplasm
Molecular function (GO): IMP dehydrogenase activity
Source: RefSeq, a predicted model, not a curated record